AUGGAUUUCCAACUCAAAGAAGAAAUACUCUGGAAGGCCAGAGACUCAGGCAGAGUGUUCCUAGAGGACACCGAAGUACAACUAUAUCCGGAUCUAUCACCCGCCACACUGGCCUACCGACGGGCCUUGCGCCCCUUCACCAGACAAUUACAAGCGAACAAGCUCAAGUACAGCUGGUGCUUUCCAACCGGCUCGCAGGUCUCUACACCGAAAGGCCCCUUUGCGGUCAGGGACAGGAAAGACCUGGACGCACUUGCGGAGGAGCUCCAAAUAACCCCUGCUCCAAUACAAUGGCCGGUUCCCUGGCGUUGUACACUCCCGCCCUGGGUCCCCAGAACCCGAACACCAGACCCCAGAUACAGAAAACCACCUGACAGCAG
Pelobates cultripes (western spadefoot toad) is the source of this 380-nucleotide messenger RNA. NCBI's taxonomy places the organism in Eukaryota, Metazoa, Chordata, Amphibia, Anura, Pelobatidae. The record is from the annotation of a GenBank genome assembly.